CUCACGCUAUAUACGUUAAGGCUAUUCUGUUGCUCUGUAGUCGUCGCCUUCUCCACUAUCCCUUAUACAGUACAACUUUUUCACCUCUUCUCUCAUUUCUUCACUCUGUUAUCCUUGGUGUUUUCACUAUACCAUUCGACUCCCACACUAUCCGUCGUCUAUUAUUCUUUACUCUUUCUAUCCAACACUCUGACAACGAACUGUUCGCUUUUACUUUAUAUACUACCUUUGUCUUUCAUUCUUUUCCUUGUUUUUUUCCCAUCAUUUAUUCAAAUAUCUCGUGUCUUUUUUCUUCUCUUCUGCAGCUAUUUUAAACAUAUCUUAUUUUCUAUUUCUAAUCUUUUUCUUUCUUUAGUUUUAAGUUGUUGUUUUUUUUUAACUCAGCCCUCGCACUUGCUUUCUCACGCGUUUCAUACACAUCCAUGUAGGCUGGCCUAUAGAAAACAGCACAUUCACGGAGGCCAAUUCACAAAGCAGACAGUCCGAUCGCCGAAUUCAAUUCCUUUCAGGAGAUAAAAAAAUUACAAAACUAAGUACGAUUCCCGAAAUUUCUUUGUUGUCGUUCAAAAAUACAAAGACUUACAGAAUCAACACUGUUUUUAUUCUCUUCUUCCGUCAUUGUUCACCUACGCAUAUAUGAUGAGUUAGGAAGGUAAAUGGUUGGACCAGUGAUUUUUGACGUAAAGGAAACUUUUUGAUUCCCUCAAACUGGCACAGAAACGAGCGUCUGACCCUGGCAAAAUGCUGGGUAUAAAGUUUAAAGAUGUCAUUUUGGAGACAAUUGACCAAUUACGGAAAAGGAAAGCUCGCCCAGAUUUAGAUCGCAUUAGCAACAUGCUACAACGCAAACAUGGGAUAAGCUUUGAAGAUACAGAAGCCAUCCUAGAAAAAUUGGUGGACAGUGAAGUGGUUUUCAAAGUUGAUUACAAGGGCAGCACAAGUUAUAGGAAUGCGGCCAAGUGGCGAAUCAAUCAUAUCGGCGGACAAGUUCACAAUUCAAACCAAUCCAAUCAAAAGAUUCGCGCACUUGGACAACAACCUAGUAACAAUUCAACUUCUACUACCGAUGUGAUGAAUGUUUCAGAAAGUGUCGUCAGUCCUGGUAACCGAAAAAAUUCAUCGAAUAGAUCUCAUGUCAAUGUGGUUGACACCAAAGAACUAAACCCAACUUCUACUACAAGUAGUGAUAGCCACCUGGAUAAAGCUGCAAGUAAUUAUCAAUGUUCGGAAAAUAAAGCCGGUAAUAGAGGAACUAAAAAAACAAACGUCAAUGUUACUACAACAGCAACAAUAUUGACAACUUCAUCACCCUGCUACACUUCAACACUGUCAACAAGACAAAUAGGAAGAAAUUCAAGAAAAGAACAGGCUUCGUCGAAAACGACGAAUACCAACGUGAAGAGGAAUACAGAAAACUGGCAAUGUAAAGAGAAUAAGUUGACGGAAACAACCGCAUUUGCCGACACACAAAAUGAGAAGGAAAGUGAAUGGGAUAAAAAAUUACUUAUAAACGAUAAUUCCUCUGGUGAUGCUGUUAUGACUGAUACUUUUACGGAAAAUGACAGUAACAACAAGAACAACGAAAACAAUGACAACAAUAGUAAUGAGAGGCACUCUUCUUGCACACUUUCCGCGAGACAGACUGUACAUAGAAAAAAUAUGAAUAACACGUUAAUAGCACGAAUAGUCAACAAUUAUAAAGCCGAUAGCAACAACAACAAUGCUAAUGGUAAUGACAAAAAUGGAAUUAGCAGUAGUAGUGAUGUUGAGCAUUGUAAUGGAGGUGGCGGUGGUGAUGAUAUCAACACUAGCUGUAAUAAAUUCAAAAAAGCUAUUGGAACAUCGCAUUUUCCGAGCAGCGCUGAACUAGUUCAUGACGCUCUCUCCAAGUUAAAAUCUUCUUUGUCGUCUUGUGUCACUGUUACGACAGCUGGCGUAACAGACGCGUCCAAGUCGUCUCCGUCCAUCGGCUCUUGUCAAGGACGUCGUGAAAAUAGGCAACAGUCAGCUGUCCUCAGUAAACUUGGUCAUCCCUGCAGAGAGAAGCAACUACAAAACAAGGUUUCUUUAUCUACUACUAAUGCGCAACCUCGUGGCAAUAGAAUGACCAAAACAGCUACUCCUGUCGCACCUGUCUUGGCUCGAAGAGGCCGUCCUGUUUCUAAAAGAAAGAGAAUUCGUAAAACUCAUGGCCCUGAAUUCGAAAGUGAAGACAUUUUGAAAUUUGAUCAGGAAAAGUGUGUUUCCUGCUUACUUACUGCUGAUAGGAACAAACAUGGACAGCCAGAAGAAUUACUUGUUUGCAAAGAUUGCAAUACCACAGUUCACCCUUCAUGUAUGGAUUACUGCGAAGAACUUGCAACAAAGGCACGUAACUCUCCAUGGCAAUGUAUAGAGUGCAAAACUUGUUUUAUAUGUGACGAUUCCGGAGAUGGGGACUGCAUGUUAUUUUGCGAUGCCUGUGAUAAAGGAUAUCACAUGAAAUGCCAUCUUCCACGUGUGAAUGAGAAACCAAAAGGAAAGUGGGUGUGUGGUCAAUGUGCAUCAGAAAGUGAAAAUUGUCUAGCUCAGCCAAUGGAAUUCGAAACUGCAACUCCAGAAGAAUCCUCAAUGCCAACCACCAAUGGCAACCAUCGGGACAACAUGGAAACAACAAGCCCACCAGGUCUUCCAACUCCUCAAGAUUCUCCAGCUCAACCCGAACCUGAGGACAAACCAUGUGUUAAAGAAGAACCUGUUUCAUUACCAAUGUUAAGAGACUUUCAAGGUCCCUAUCCUGAUGCUGCAAAUUGGAGUAUUGAUGAUGUUGUGAAUUUCUUUAAAUCUGCUGGCUUUGUAACACAAGCAGAAGCUUUUCGUGAACAGGAGAUUGACGGCAAAUCUCUCCUGUUGAUGAAAAGAAGUGAUGUCCUAACAGGUCUGUCAUUGAAAUUAGGUCCAGCACUGAAAAUGUACACACAUGUACAAAAUCUUCAGCUUGUUGGGCAGAGUUCAUAUGUGAAUGGUACAGGGCAUUAAGGACACCUUCCUCUGUUUUAAUUGUUGCCCAGUUAUCACAAAUAUCUCAUGCCUAGAAUAACAGAUAUCUGCUGUGCUACGUUUUUGUUGUCAUAGAAUAAUCUCAUUUCAUCUCUCUCUUUCUCUCUCUCUCUCUCCAUGAACAAUGUUCUC
Messenger RNA from Octopus sinensis (East Asian common octopus), 3171 nucleotides. RefSeq lists its product as uncharacterized. Gene Ontology annotation, molecular function: protein binding; DNA binding. The transcript has 8 exons. Bases 742 to 3018 code for a protein of 758 amino acids. Lineage: Eukaryota; Metazoa; Mollusca; Cephalopoda; Octopoda; Octopodidae. The record is from RefSeq and is a predicted model, not a curated record.